UUAUUUUGCCUAUAAAUACGAAAAUAUUCUUUCGAUUUAGUAUCAGUUGUUUGAUAUUAAACUAACAGAACACACAAAUUUAAAGAUGAAAUUCUUGGUUAUAUUCUUCAUGUUGAUUGUGGCCAUCGCUGCCCAAAGGAGACACGGACACCAUGGUGGUGGUGGUGGUUUCGGAGGUGGAUUCGGAGGAAACCAAGGUGGAUUCGGAAAUGGUGGAUUUGGAAACGGUGGAUUUGGAAACGGUGGAUUUGGACCCCAAGGCGGUUUCGGUGGUGGUGGACGUACAUCUGCCACUGCUAGCGCUCAAUCAUUCAGCGGUCCAGGUGGAAGUGGUUCAGCUGCAACCUCAAACACAGAUACUGAAACAUACGAUCGUAAAUAAGUUAAAUAAUGUAGAUAAAUAUUAAUAAAAAAAAGGCUUUAGUUGA
Messenger RNA from Episyrphus balteatus (marmalade hoverfly), 428 nucleotides. RefSeq lists its product as uncharacterized. The record is from RefSeq and is a predicted model, not a curated record. The transcript has a single exon. NCBI's taxonomy places the organism in Eukaryota, Metazoa, Arthropoda, Insecta, Diptera, Syrphidae. The coding region runs from base 86 to 382 and encodes 98 amino acids.